This is a messenger RNA of Heterotrigona itama, 2766 nucleotides long. The record is from the annotation of a GenBank genome assembly. NCBI's taxonomy places the organism in Eukaryota, Metazoa, Arthropoda, Insecta, Hymenoptera, Apidae.
AUUCAUACCGCCAUAUUGUCUUUCAUGAGCAAGGAAAAACAUUGUGAUUACGUGGAAUGAUUUUGCUCGAAAUUCAAGAGAAGUUUAUUAUUCGGUGUACUUGGGAUUUCAUUAUAACUGUUAGCUAUACACGUGCAAAAGAUCAAGAAUAAAUCAGACUGCGAUUGACAAGUAACUACACAGUAUAGAACGGUUCUUAAUAUCAACAGCUACAGUGGAUUGGAAAAAUGUCUGCUACUCACAUUCAAAUGGUAAAGUGGACUUUUCCUGCAUUUGCUCUUAUAAUUGGUCUAUUGUGGUACAAACGACGUCGUGUAGACAGAGUUGAUCCAGGUGGAAUAAAUAAAAAGAAUCGCAACGAGAAUAACAUCGCUAAUAAAAAAAACCAAAUCGCUCCGUCAAGCUUUUAUGAUUCCGGCAUACAAACUGACGAAUCUUUCUCAUUGGGUUCAUCAAAACCACCUGGAGAAGAGAUUGUUUGUAGUCCCAGAAAGAAAAGCGAAAAUUUAGAUAUUCCACAAAGAAAACCUGGUUCGCAAUGUAUUUCUGCACAUUCAACAACUCCUCCUAAAGACGAUCAAGCAUGGUAUAAUUUUGCGGAUACCACGUCGAAUAUGGAAAUACAGCUAGGCAGUAAUCCGAAAAUAAGUAAUUUCGAGAUGAUUGCAAAGAGCAGAAGCGCAUGCUCUUUGGAAAACGCCGCCGAUUCCGAUGAUAAAGUCUUAAAGAUAUUCGAGAAUGUCGCCGAAGAGGAAGAACAAAAGUUAUCUGAGAAUAAAACAAUCGAUGCUGUCAAUACAAAUGAAGAGAAUAACAUAAAUGAUGAAUGUAAUUAUCUCCCAAGUAAAGAACCAUCUGUUAUAAGCCCGUUAAAAGAUAAUGUUAAAACUCCAGUGCAAGCAUUAUCUGAAAGAGAUUCUGCUAAUCACAGUCCAGUUUCUGGUGUCUUAGAGGGCAGUGUCACAGAUGAAGCAAGAAGUGAAGGAAGUACAGAUAGUGGUAAAGGAGGAAGUAUUAAAGGUCAUACAAAGAACAAUGUAAUGCCAAUGGCAUACGAAUUUAGCAUACCACAAAAUUUAGUUGGACGACUAAUUGGUCGGCAUGGAAGUUUUUUGCAAAGUAUUCGACUUAAAGCCGAAGUACACAUAGUUGUCAAACGUCAUCCCAUGUGGAGAGAUCAAAAAAUUUGUGCCAUAGAAGGUCCCACGGAAGGAAUAAAUAUUGCCCUAGAUAUGAUACGACAAAAGUUUCCAGAGAAAAAGUAUCCGCAUGUAACUCUUGAACAGAUUUUACCAUUAAAAUUACCUGAAGAUAUUCCCUGGAUUACCGAGUUGAGACAGUUAUCGUUAGUUGAAGGAGUGAACAACGAUGUUGUUGUUUGUCACAUAGUAAAACCAAAUCGAUUCUUCGUACAACUUCCUACUCAUCCUACCUAUCCCUCUUUACGAAUAUUAGAUGAAAAAAUGACACAAUUAUAUAACACAGCAGAAUCACCAUCAGCGCCAAAUGAACUUAGUAGGGGUAUGAUCUUAGUUGCAAAAUGGUACAAUACGUGGGUUAGGGUAUAUGUUGAACAACCAGAUCCUCGUGGAGAACAUCAUUUAGUACGACUUGUUGACCACGGAGGUUAUUGGGUUUUUAGUAAUUCAGAAAUGAAAAAAAUUAGGUCAGAUUACCUUACAUUACCGUUUCAAGCAAUUGAAAUAUUCUUAGCGAAUAUACAACCAAAAGAUGGUGAAUGGAACCAGGAGGCUUAUAAUACAGUUGCUCAUAUGUGUAGUGGAAUUGUCGGCCAAGCUCAAAUAGAAGGCUAUAUUAAUACAAAUAUAUAUGUUAAUCUUUAUCUCAAUAUUCAUAAACACGGAGUGAUAUCUCUUGCGGAUGAGUUAAUAGCUCGCGGAUUUGCGGAAUCCGUACCAUUAGAAAGUAUAGCUCCCGAAGAAGAUAUAUUAGUUUCUUAAGGUAUGAACUAAAAAUUUAGUCUUUAAUGUAAUUGUACUGUAAAAAAACUAUGCGGUGAUAAUAUGUAAUUAUACCAUUUUUGUAGUCAUUAUAUGCGUAUGUGUAUAGUUUUGAAUUCAUUUUCAUACACUUCAUGAUAUUUUUCUACAUUAAAAAAAAUAUCAACGAAAACAUGUUUCUUAAUAUUAAUUUGAGGAUUUUUAUUAACACAAUAAAGUUAUAAGUACCAUAUAUUACUUCAUAUUUAAUCUAGAUUCAAUUAUAUUACAAUAUAAUAACAUAUAUUUACUGUUAAUACAUUAAGUGUCAAUGGACAUAUGUAAGGAUGAACUAUAUUUAACAAGUACAAAUGUAAACUAUUGUGUUUAAGAGUGUGGCAUUUUUACGUGCAUGGCUAGUGGGAUUUUUUAACAUUAUUUAGCAUACUAGUGAACGGAAAAAAAAUUUAGAUCAAGUGUUAACAGACAAUAGAAAAUAAAUAAAUAUUUAAAAAAAAACACUGGUACUUAUGUGCUGUCGAAAUGUACCAUAGAUUAAUUAAAUGCCAAAUGAACGAGAUAUACAAUACAUAUAUAUGAAAUGCCACAUUUGGGGCACCAUAUUCUACGUUGGAAAUCGAGCAGAAAUCGAAGAAUAAGAGAUUAGAAUAAAAGGGACAUUUAAUGUAAUUUAAUACGACAUUUAAGCGAUUUCUAACGUAGAAACAGGUAUUUUACAGUAUGAUAAUGUAACAUAAAAUUGCAAAGUAUAAUGAAAAUUGAAAUUUUUCGUAAAAGCCACAUAAUAAUCUAUAAUAUUUUUACU